Molecule: messenger RNA, 2339 nt
Organism: Megalops cyprinoides (Indo-Pacific tarpon)
Lineage: Eukaryota; Metazoa; Chordata; Actinopteri; Elopiformes; Megalopidae
Gene: lrrc41
Product: leucine rich repeat containing 41
Exons: 10
Coding region: 232-2283 (683 amino acids)
Source: RefSeq, a predicted model, not a curated record
UGUUGGUGGUAGGGGAUGCAAGAUGGAGUUGUGUGUAUUUUUAUUUUAAGCAAAUUGGUUUUGUUAUUUUGCUAUCUACCCUGAGAACAGGACGAGGUUUACUGCUAUAGAAUAAACAAGUGGUAUAAUAAAUAGCUAGCCAGUAUUGCAACAUUUAAAUGAGCAGUGGGUUUAUGCAAGAACGGAUUUCUGUGCAACCAGAGUGGGAAGCUAGUUUGCUCACUGACAGCCAUGAGAAAUGUGGAGGUUUUUGCUGAAGUAACUACGCUUAGACGGAUAUGUUUCGAAGUGAUCAGCGAACAUAUGGCUGUUCUUGAAACUCAAGUAUGGGAUUUACCAGCGUCACUUAUAAAGGACAUCUUGCCUCAUCUGAACAUUUUUUACCUGGAGAGAAUUGAGUCUGCAGCCAGGUGCAAAGGUGUAUCCACUUCCUUUGUUUGGGCUGCAUUAUGGAAGGAUGUGGUCAAAGCAUGGCGUUGUAGAUCCAGGACCAUGACCUCUGCAGAUGAGUGGAGACAGAAAUGCCUUGAGAGACUCUUUCACAUGGCAUUGUUUGGACAUAUCAAACUGGACAGAUACUACCUUUCCAAUCUCAGCCGGUUUUCAGUCCUCUCCCUGACGGCCAAACACGUCCAGGUCCUCGCUCUAUUUGGCUCUACCAGAGAGAUUUGUAAGCUGGCCUCAGAUGAGCUGAGGCCUGUUUUAGCCACCUUGGAGAAACAUGUCAGAUGCAUUAAACUGCAAGACACCAGUUCUCUGUUUAAACAUGGUCGUGCUGUCAUGCUUUAUAUCUUCCAUCGCCUUCUUGACCAUGGAUCAGUUAGGAAUUUGAUCCUGACCCGGAGUCCUGACCCUAGACUUCUCAACUGGAUUCUGCAGAGAACCAGUAGGCAUCAGUGCACUGUGCCGCCUCCAGACCACCAACACUUUUUCAAGGUUGGAGAAAGGAAAAUUCCUUGCAUGCAUGCAACUACUGUGUCAAUCGAUGGAAGGUGUCCGGGGUCUGAACCUCAAACCUCAGCUGCCAUAUCAGUUGGCUGUAGCUGCAGAGCAGUGGAUACUGAUAUGUGCAGGACACCAUUUAAACGCCCAAGGUUAGAUGUGGAAGGAAAAGUAGGAGAAGAUGGGACAACUGCCAGAAGCCUCCCUUCACAGUCCCUUCCAUGGCAGGGUAUGGACUCAGAAUGCCUGGCUCCCCCCUUUGACCCCACCUGUAAUCUUGAAGAAGAAGUCUGUCCGGAAGGAGAGAUCCAUUCGCUGGUGCUUGAAAUAUUCAAAGAUGAAAUCUCAAGAGUAGUCUCACCACUUCUUCCCUCCUGGCUGUGUCUACGCUCUCUUCAUUUUCACAGUGAAUGGCCCGUUGAAGAAGCAGACGUGUUGGGGAUGGUAGAGGCCCUCAGGCUGCUGUUUGAGAACCCAGCCUGCUCUCUCACCGACCUGAGCAUUGGCUCUGUGUCCUGCGUGAUGCCUGUUGGCACAUUGCUGUUGCAUCUGCUGACUGCAUGCCUAACCCUGAGGUCCCUCUCUUUGGAGGUCUCUUCUCCUUUGUCCCAAACGAAGUGUCAGCUGGAUCCCCCCACACAGCCUGCUGUAGAAGCUGCUUUUUCUCUUGAGAGGCUCUCCGUGAAAUUCCCUCAAGAAUUCGUAAACCUGGAGUCCUUCGGACUGGUGUUGAGGAAUGCCCCGAGUCUGACAUCACUUCACCUGAUAGGACUCCAUUGUGAGGGACAGAACCUUGGCCAACUACUGCACUUGCUAUCAGAGUCAAGUCCAGACCUAAAGACCCUUUCCCUAGAUGAUGUUAACUUGGUUAAUUGUCACAGUGAAGUCAUACAUCUCCUGAACAACUCAAAACUGGAAGAUGUAUGCUUCAAGGACUGUCGACUGCUUGAGAAAUGCAGGGUGAAGGAGGACUUUCUUGGGCCAUUUGUAACUGCACUAAAGAGGCUGUCAUCACUUCACUCUCUCAUACUGUCCCAAAACCGACUGGCCAACAGUGUGAUCACAUUAGCAGACCUAUUUUCAGGAAAUUCUCCAAGCAGGGUAAAGAAAUUGGAUAUCAGCUCCAACUACAUUUUACCCAUGGGGCUACUGGAGUUUGGCAGGCUGCUGGAGAACAACCCUCCUCCUUCUGGACUGACUGUGGAUGUGAGGUUCAACCCCCUUGACCGCGAUCCUUCAGUCACAGAGCAAGCCCUGCAGAAGCUCCGCCCACUCUGCUGUGUCUAUACAGACAACUGGAACUCCAGGACUACUAUGGCUGACCACAUCAGUGUCAUGUGAACACAAGCCUGGGCCGCCUGUUGCCAUGACCACAUAAUGUCACAGCAGGAAAUGCA